CUGAGCUCUCUCCUCUCCUCCCCAGAAGGAGCCGGGCUGGCGAGAGGCUGCAGGGGCGCGGGACGCCGGGGCCGUGCUCUGCAGGAACAAACACGCUCUGGAAUUUAAUUUCUGCCCUCACAAGCAGCUUGCUUCCCACCCCGUGGGGCCGGCCAGCCAGCCAGCCAGCGCUCGGAGCAGCCAAAAAGCUCGUUUCACAGAAAGAAGGCUGAGGGAGAAACCCAAGUGCCGACCCUGCGUGGCAUCGGGGAGAGCGUUUUCUAAAGCAUCCGAAGCAUCCGUACCCCACCGACAAAACUCCAACACCAUGAUCCGCAGCCGUGAACAAGGCAGAAAGUUCUACAACAGCUUCAUCGAACUGAGGGAGCAAAGGGAGCUAAGCAAGCUUUGGGAUGACCUCAUCUGCCACAAAUUAUAUGGGUUUUGACUUUUGAAGCCUGGCUAUGUGAUUACAAACACCACUGGGAAGAGAGGAGCGACCUCCUGGUGAUCACUGCUGGAGAUGUACUCCCCUGCCACAGAGAUUAUGUUUCUCCUCUGAAGCUUUACCCUGCAACAAACUUACUAAAGCACAGGGUUCAAACACAUCUGCAAGUUCUUCUGGAAUUUAAAAAAAGUUGCGAUAAAAAUACUAGAGAAACCUCCAAAUCACAGGACUUUUUAAAUAUACCAUUAUAAUGGUAAGCUCUAAUUGCUCCACUGAGGACUCCUUUAAAUAUACUUUAUAUGGAUGUAUCUUUAGCAUGGUGUUUGUUCUUGGCCUCAUAGCAAACUGUGUUGCUAUCUACAUUUUUAUUUGUACUUUAAAAGUGCGAAAUGAAACUACAACUUACAUGCUGAAUUUAGCAAUAUCAGAUCUGCUUUUUGUGUUUACAUUACCCUUCAGGAUUUAUUACUUUGUAGCGAGAAACUGGCCUUUUGGAGACAUUCUUUGCAAGAUUUCUGUCACCCUCUUUUAUACAAAUAUGUACGGGAGCAUUUUAUUUCUGACUUGCAUAAGUGUAGAUCGCUUUUUGGCUAUAGUACACCCUUUUCGAUCGAAGACUCUCCGAACCAAAAGGAAUGCAAAAAUCGUCUGCGCUGCAGUAUGGAUAACAGUGUUAGCAGGCAGCACACCAGCAAGCUUUUUCCAGUCUACAAACCGCCGCAAUAAUACUGAACAAAGAACAUGUUUUGAAAACUUUUCAGAGGACACAUGGAAAACCUACCUAUCUCGAAUUGUUAUCUUCAUUGAAAUAGUUGGGUUUUUUAUUCCACUCAUCUUGAACGUGACCUGCUCCACCAUGGUCUUACGGACUUUGAAUAAACCUCUUACAUUAAGUCGGAAUAAAUUAAGCAAGAAAAAGGUACUCAAAAUGAUUUUUGUCCAUUUGGUGAUAUUCUGCUUCUGCUUUGUGCCUUAUAACAUUACCUUAAUACUUUACUCCCUUAUGAGAACACAGACCUGGAUUAACUGUUCAGUGGUAACUGCAGUCAGGACUAUGUACCCCGUCACUCUGUGCAUUGCCGUUUCAAACUGCUGUUUUGACCCUAUAGUCUACUAUUUUACAUCAGAUACAAUUCAAAAUUCCAUAAAAAAGAACCGGACCACUAGGCCACGGGACAUCAGAUUCUCUGAAAGGCCAGUUUCUGAAAACUUCAUUCAACACAGCCUUCAGACCAUAAAGAUGAAAAUAUUUGACAGUGACUCUACAAUAUAAACUGUAUUAAAAGACUACUGGGACUAAACUGGAAUUAGAAGCCUGCACAUUUCUUCAGCCGUGGAAAUAUGUUCUGAUAUGUAAAUGUUACGCUUCCUUCACAUCAGAAAAGUUUACGAGUGUAAAAGUGUUAGGCAUAACAGUACACAGAAAAAGUGUUUUAAGAAUUUAUGUCAAAUGUCUUUUCUGACAGGUUGUAUGUUAAAAAUGAACUUUCGGGGUUGGAAUAGAUUAACCAAAGUCUAAAGACUGUCUAUCAAAUCAAACAUAGAUGAAAAAGUAGGUGGUUUUUUUUCUAAAGUUAAAACAACUGCUAAUUUGUAAUAAUGAUGUCUGUUUCCAAGUUACUGAGGAUGGGGGUGAAACUACCCGGUUUACACUGCAGGUUCCAGCUGCUGAGGAAAACAGCACCACUUCGUUCAUACCGCCUCAGCUACUGUGCCUGCUCCGGAGUUUCCUCUGUCUUACCCUUCCCUCCUGUCUUUUCUCCUUGCAGCUUCCUUCUUAGGAACUAUUACGUUCAUAUGAGGCUUUGAUGACUGGGCUACACAACUUCAUUUCUCCCAGGUUUAUCUGAUAAAAUACAUUUUCUCUGCACAAGCCUGGCCCCCAUAAAGCAAUUAAAUCUUCUGGUAGUUGAGGGCAUCUGCAAACAACUCAGACAAACUGGUUUUUCUUCUCACCUCUGUCUCAGAUGUCUGUGUAAUUAUAACCAAAUAACCUUUGAUGACUGAAGUUAGUGCUUUAGGUACAGUAACACUUUAUUAAACUCUUUUGUGAGAAGCUCUUCGACUCAGCACAACUUCUGAGCAAAAUAACAUCCUCCAAAUAAGGGAAUUCAAUCUCAAAGUGGUAGUUUCUUAGAAAAACGUGACCUUCGCUAACUAUCAAUGAGCAUCUGUAUCAACCCAAUUAAUUCUAGGAAACUCUUUUAUGUCCCAUAAACAAAUUAAAGACAUGGUAAUUUUUAGAAUGAAACUUCCUCUCAAGUCUUUGUGUCCUAGAAACAUUUUUAACAUGAGCAUUGAAAAUUUCAAAUGCUAUUUUCUUGCAAACUUUAUAAGGUAUUAAAAAUAAACUACCUGGGGCUAUGUGGUGGCAAAAUCAAUCAAGACACUUGGAAAAGUCAAAGCCAUGUAAAAGGAACAAUCUACGUACAUUACUGUUACAAACCAGAAUAUAUAGAGAAAAGUGCUUUAAAACGUCCUGCUAUGUAUGUUUCCCAGCUAUUAGAACACUGUGUACAUUUUCCUCAAAAUUAACAUUACAGCAAAAUAAAAUAAAUAUUUAAAGGGUAAAA
Molecule: messenger RNA, 3000 nt
Organism: Falco peregrinus (peregrine falcon)
Lineage: Eukaryota; Metazoa; Chordata; Aves; Falconiformes; Falconidae
Gene: LPAR6
Product: lysophosphatidic acid receptor 6
Exons: 1
Coding region: 678-1700 (340 amino acids)
Biological process (GO): phospholipase C-activating G protein-coupled receptor signaling pathway; positive regulation of Rho protein signal transduction
Cellular component (GO): membrane
Molecular function (GO): lysophosphatidic acid receptor activity
Source: RefSeq, a predicted model, not a curated record